GCUCACCGCGGCCAGGAAGAGUGGAGCGAGUCCAUCCACGAGACCUGACUUUACGCUCCCUCGGCGGCCAACAGUGAUGACGUCGCCGAGAGCACGCCCUCCCUUUGAAGACCCAUUUCUGAUCUGCUCCAGAGCAUGAGAAUCUUAUGGAAGCCAUUCGGAUUCUCAAGAAGACUUCUGCAAGGAGCACGGUGUCACCCCAGUGAAUCAGUGUCUCUGUCUGCGUUGACAAGGAGGACGUUGGUACCGAGGCUUAGGAAAGCACCUAGCACAUUUUGGUUGGGUCAAAGACAAGGAUUCUCAGCCAUGCCAGAAAUAGAAGCAAGUGUGAGAGAUACUGAACUAUUUUCCCCGCCCUCUGAGGUGCGAGGAAUGACAGAACUUGAUAGAACAGCUUUUAAAAAGAUGGUGUCCAUCCCAGUGCUCAAAGUGAGAAAAGAAGUAGUCAACAGGUUGAUGCGAGCCCUCAAGAGGGUGGCUCUGCAGCGCCCGGGCAUAAAGCGUGUCGUUGAAGACCCUGACGAUGGAGAUUCUAGACUCAUCAUGUUGGAUCCCUUCAAAAUGCUGACCGUUGAUUCCUUUGAGAAAGCAGAACUCGGUGUUUUAGAAGAACUUGCUGUCAACCCACAGCUGUCCGAAUACAAUUUGGAGCUAACUUACGAGAAUUUUAAAUCAGAGGAAAUUUUGAGAGCUGUGCUUCCCGAGGGUCAAGACGUGACCUCGGGGUUCAGCAGGGUUGGACACAUUGCACACCUGAAUCUCCGAGAUCAUCAGCUCCCGUUCAAGCAUUUGAUUGGUCAAGUUAUGAUUGACAAAAACCCAGGAAUCACCUCUGCAGUAAAUAAAACCAGCAAUAUUGACAAUACAUACAGAAAUUUCCAAAUGGAGGUGUUGUCUGGAGAGGAGAAUAUGCUGACCAAGGUUCGAGAAAACAACUACACGUACGAGUUUGAUUUCUCCAAAGUCUAUUGGAACCCUCGUCUUUCUACAGAACACGGCCGGAUCACUGAACUUCUCAAUCCUGGAGAUGUCUUGUUUGAUGUUUUUGCUGGGGUUGGGCCCUUUGCCAUUCCAGCAGCAAGGAAAAACUGCACCGUAUUUGCCAAUGAUCUCAAUCCUGAGUCUCACAAAUGGCUAUUGCACAACUGUAAACUAAACAAAGUUGACCAAAAAGUGAAAGUCUUUAACAUGGAUGGAAAAGACUUUCUCCAGGGACCAGUCAGAGAAGAAUUGAUGCUUCGGCUUGGACCGUCAGCCGAAGCCAAACCCUCUGUCCACAUCGUCAUGAACUUGCCCGCAAAGGCCAUAGAGUUUCUCAGUGUUUUCAAGUCCCUUCUAGAUGGGCAGCCGUGCAGCAGUGAGCGCCUCCCCACAGUGCACUGUUACUGUUUCUCCAAAGAUGCCAAUCCUGCUAAGGAUGUUUGUCAGCAAGCUGGAGCUGUGUUAGGCAUUUCCUUGGAGGCGAGGAGUUCAGUUCACCUUGUGAGAAAUGUGGCCCCUAACAAGGAAAUGCUGUGCAUCACCUUCCAGCUUCCUGCCGCUACACUCUACGGGAACCGGGCCCUGAGUCUAGAGAAUUCCGAAGAGCCAUCUCUUAAACGGCAGAGGACAGAGGAUUCCUUCUCAGAACCACAAAUUACAUCAGAUUCUUAGCUUGAAAACUUUUCUACAUCUCCCCAGUAAAUUUUUUGUGAAGAAGUACAAUUUGUAUGAUUUUGUAAACUUUAAAUAUUGGGUAUUUGUUAUUGAACCCUUAUGUUUUGCUCUUACAAAGGGAACAUUACCAAAGUAAAAUUUAACCCAAAUAAGCUGAACUUGUAUAAUAGACUGUUCUGUUGUUGGAAUUUCAGGCACGCACCACCAUUAUCCAGUAUAGUUUUCAAAUAGAAUUGGUAUGGGCCAGUAAGAUGGCUCAGAAGGUAAAGGAAGUUGCUGCCAAGCCUGGGAACCUGAGUUUGAUCCCUGGAACCAACAUAUGAAAGGAGAGACUCCUGAAAGUUUCCCUUUGACCUCACGCAUGCAUCGAGGCACUCGCGCGUGCACGCAUAUGCAAAAUAAAUGAACUCAUUAGUCUAAAUCAUGUAACAAUUUUAAUCCAAGUUAUUUUUAUUAAAUAAAUGCACUUUCAGUAGCGUC
Alexandromys fortis (reed vole) is the source of this 2136-nucleotide messenger RNA. It is a transcript of the gene Trmt5, whose product is annotated as tRNA methyltransferase 5. Gene Ontology annotation, biological process: mitochondrial tRNA methylation; tRNA N1-guanine methylation. Gene Ontology annotation, cellular component: mitochondrial matrix; cytoplasm. Gene Ontology annotation, molecular function: tRNA (guanine(37)-N1)-methyltransferase activity. The transcript has 5 exons. NCBI's taxonomy places the organism in Eukaryota, Metazoa, Chordata, Mammalia, Rodentia, Cricetidae. The coding region runs from base 136 to 1653 and encodes 505 amino acids. The record is from RefSeq and is a predicted model, not a curated record.